Messenger RNA from Penicillium manginii, 510 nucleotides. RefSeq lists its product as uncharacterized. Lineage: Eukaryota; Fungi; Ascomycota; Eurotiomycetes; Eurotiales; Aspergillaceae. The transcript has a single exon. The record is from RefSeq and is a predicted model, not a curated record. Bases 1 to 510 code for a protein of 169 amino acids.
AUGCAAGUCUUUGAACAGAAGCAAUCGUUGUGGCAGAAUAGCAAGACCUGUAAGCAGUUGGAAGCUUUGGCUCAAGAUACACUAGGUACAAACACUCAGGCUGUAAAAAAAGUUCUGUGUUUCGGGCUCGGUGACUUUUGCCGCUCCGCACCUGAAUGGCUAAAAAGGCAGCACGACUCUUGGGAUGAGAACUCAGAGGUGGAAAAUUUGACGGGCUGUAUGAUCCAGCAUUCCAUGGCUCUUACUAUCACUCAAAUUUGUCGUUGCGAUAAAAUAUUGCCAUUACUUGCACAGGACCCAGAUUAUACAGAGGUGGCAGAAGAUAUCCUGACAAAGAAGGGAUUCAAAAUCAUUGGAACUCAUGGUGCAGGUGGAUUCGCGGAAAUCGACGACGACUCGAUCAUAAUAGCACCAUUUACUGCCGCCCCGGUCAAGCAGAUUAUCGCCGAUCUUGCUCGGCCUCUGCUCAUUAUUUCCACCGGCUUUGCGGUUUUUAAUGACAAGCAGUAA